Monomorium pharaonis (pharaoh ant) is the source of this 2466-nucleotide messenger RNA. RefSeq lists its product as uncharacterized. NCBI's taxonomy places the organism in Eukaryota, Metazoa, Arthropoda, Insecta, Hymenoptera, Formicidae. The record is from RefSeq and is a predicted model, not a curated record. The coding region runs from base 1 to 2466 and encodes 821 amino acids. The transcript is spliced from 5 exons.
AUGAGGCUCAGCCACGUGCAAGCUCACAUCGAGCAACAGUUUAUUUUAUCUAAAUUCAUAACGAAGGCAUAUGAUAGUUUUGUUGGUGACGGAUUGUCAGAUGUUACUACGAAUAGAGUAAAGUCUUGCUUGUCGACCUUGAAAGAUGACUGGGAGCGUUUCUGCUUGGAACACAAAGCAAUAUUAGUAGCAAUGCACGAAUUAAAUGACGAUGAUCGUCUUGUUAUUCAAAGUCACGCUUUGGAGAAACAAUUAGGAUCAUCCAAGGAGCCGCCUACUUGGCAACAAUUUAGUGAAUUUCUCAUUUCUCAAUUGUUAACUUUUCAAGCAUUUGAAAAUUCUCGAUCUGGUUUACUCCCACUACAGCCAAAUUCAAAAGCAGUCAAAUCUCAUUAUCAAGGAAAGUCAACCGAAAAUAAAUACACUUCGAAAUCUGUUCCACAAAAAGUCGCGCUUAUCAACAAGCACAAAUUAUGCUUCAAUUGCUUAGGAACGCAUCGAGUCUCGGCCUGUCAAAUAACAAAGCGCUCACACAUUUUACGUAAACUUACUACAUCAAUUCCUUCUACUCAAAUUAACAAACCAUUAUGGCCGCACCUGAAAGGACUGCAAUUGGCAGAUCCGAAUUUUCUUUCCUCUCAGUCCAUCGAUUUAAUUUUAGGCGCCGAUAUAUAUGGACAUAUUAUUGAAAAUAAAGUUAUCAAGGGACCCCCACAUUCACCCACUGCUCAAUUCACAAAACUUGGAUGGAUUGUGUCCGGUCCAACAGACACUAACGUUUCUAGUAAUACCUCGCACAGCUACCAUGUAUCUGUCGAUGAUGAACUUUACAGAUUAUUACAUCGUUUUUGGGAAAUAGAUGAGAUUCCUUCCGUAAACACUUCAUCUUUAUCUUCCGCUGAUCAAGAGUGCGAAAAUCAUUUCGUAUCUACACACAGUCGAGACGCUCAUGGUCGAUACAUCGUUAAACUACCGUUCAAACGGUCUCCUGAUCAGUUAGGCAACUCACGAAAUAAGGCCGUUCGAUUAAGUACAAACUUAUCCAACAAGUUUUCAACUAAUUCUGUUUACGCCCAGUUAUAUUCAAAAUUCAUGUCCGAAUAUGAAAGCUUAGAACACAUGCAAAUAGUCCCUGAAUCUCAACCUGAACCUCAACCUGUGUAUUACCUUCCCCAUCAUGGAGUUAUGAGAGAGCACAGUCUCACCACCAAACUCCGGGUUGUUUUCAAUGGUUCCAGUCGAACUACCUCCGGCGUAUCGUUAAAUGAUCUUCUUCACACAGGAGCAAAACUCCAAACAAAUCUAUUUGAUGUUCUCGUGUGGUUCAGGAAAUUUCAUUGUGUCUUUGUCUCUGAUAUGGAGAAGAUGUACAGGCAAAUCAAGAGCAACUGUCUUCGUACAUAUGAACUAACUACCGUCACAUAUGGACUAGCUUGUGCUCCUUUUUUGGCACUUCGUACUUUACUUCAACUUAUUGAAGACGAAGGUCAAAACUUUCCUCGUGCCAUUCCAUCGUUGACAAAAGGGCGAUAUGUCGAUGAUGUAUUUGGAGGCGCAGAUUCCAUCGACGAAGUUCAACCGAUCAUUACUCAAUUAAAUCAACUCUGCAUGGCGGGCGGUUUCACUCUCCGAAAGUGGAUAAGUAAUUAUCCUUCCAUUCUUAAAGACAUUCCAACUGAACAUCAAACGAACCUCACAUCGCUAGAAUUCAAAGAUAGUACAGUUUUUAACGCAUUAGGAUUAUGCUGGCAACCAGCAAUUGAUGCCUUUCAAUUUACCUUAAAACUUCCUUCUACAAAACACAUUACGAAACGAUGUAUCUUAUCCACCAUUUCAACAUUGUUCGAUCCCCUAGGUUUGCUAUCUCCAAUCACUAUCAAAGCAAAAAUACUCAUUCAAGAAUUGUGGGCCAUUAAACUCGAUUGGGAUGACCAUCUUUCUAUGAUGGUAACCAACAAGUGGACCACGUUUCUCAAUACUCUUCAAGAAAUGACUCACCUCACGUUUCCUCGUUGGCUUGGAUGCAAGUCAACGGAUAAAAUCGAAAUUCAUGGUUUCUGUGAUGCUUCCCAACAAGCAGCUGCUGCCGCUGUAUAUCUUAGAUCUACAGAUUCAAAUGGCAUCAUUUCAAUAAAUCUUGUGGCUUCAAAGACAAAAGUCGCUCCAUUAAAGAAACUUACGAUACCCAGACUCGAACUUUCCGGAGCUGUUCUGUUAGCAAAGUUAAGUUCACACAUAUUGAAGGUACUGGAAAUUGGAAAUAUUCCUAUUUAUCUGUGGACGGAUUCUGCCAUUACAUACACGUGGAUUAAUAAUCAUCCAUCUCGAUGGAAAGAAUUCGUUCACAACCAAGUGUGUUACAUUCAGGAAACCUUACCUUCCGCACGUUGGAAAUUUGUUCCGGGUAAUGAGAAUCCGGCUGAUCUUGCUACCCGAGGAUUGACUCCCAUUCAAUUACGGAUGUAA